AUUAAGAUUUUGGCUUUCACUUUGCUAAUUCCCUAAAGGGUAGCCUCCCCCACUUCCCUUUCCCCCAAAAAGGACAAUAUCAAAAGAAAAAUACUCGAGAAGCUAAUCUGGAAAGGAAAAGCGGAUCCUGGGAGUUCAGAGUUGCUCCGACCUACGGAACAACAGCUUGCAGAUGCAAACGGGGAGCCAGGGAAAAAUAGGCUGGGCUCAAGCAACCUGCUACUGGGAUUUAGACAAAGAAGGCUUGAGAGAGGCAGAGGAAAGAGGAGGGAACGGUUCCUAAUGUCAGCUCGGGGAGGGAAACAGCAGCCAGGCUCGGUGAAUGAGAUGGAAAGUGAACACUCCGCGUCCUCCUGGGCAGAAGAGGCAGCUGUUCCGAACAAAAUACCAACUCAGGUGGAAAAGUAAGUUUGGAGCAAGCACUUCAUGAUUCUGACUGUCUUUGAAACAUGCCUUCGUUGAUGCAUUAUCUUUUUGUAGUUCCUAUUUUUACUGUAGUUAUUUUUAUUCUGUUCUACAUGUUUAAUUUAUAUAACGAUCAAAGCCUUCAGAGGCUAAAUAUAACAAACACUUUGGUUCUAGCCAAAGUCUGCAAUUCAUUUAUCAACGGGAAAACAUCUUUCCUAUGGGAAAACACGCUAACAGUAUCUGGGAAAUCUUGCAAGGAAUACUUGCUCCAAAGUCACUACAUAACAACCACUCUUUCAGAAGAGGAGGCUGAAUUUCCUUUGGCCUAUGCAAUGGUCAUACAUAAGGAUUUUGAAACCUUUGAGAGACUCUUCAGGGCAGUUUACAUGCCUCAAAACGUUUACUGUGUUCAUGUGGAUGAAAAGGCAACAACUGAGUUUAAAGAUGCUGUGGGGAAAUUGGUGGGCUGUUUCCCCAAUGUUUUCCUUGCCUCCAAGAUAGAGCCAAUAGUCUAUGGUGGAAUAUCCAGGCUCCAGGCUGACCUGAACUGCAUGAAAGACCUUGUGGCCUCUAAGGUUCAGUGGAAGUACCUCAUCAACACUUGUGGACAAGAUUUUCCCCUGAAAACUAACAAGGAAAUAAUCCAGCAUUUGAAAGGAUUUAAAGGGAAAAAUAUCACCCCAGGGGUGCUGCCUCCUGCACAUGCUAUUGAAAGGACAAAAUACAUCCAUAGAGAGCAUCUGAGUUCAGAGGCAUCUUAUGUAAUAAACACCCAAGCAUUAAAAACCCCACCUCCCCACAAUCUGACGAUUUACUUUGGCUCUGCUUAUGUUGCCCUUACAAAGGAGUUCAUCAAUUUUGUUCUCCAUGAUCAAAGGGCCAUUGAUUUAAUGCAAUGGUCUAAAGACACCUACAGUCCUGAUGAGCAUUUCUGGGUGACACUCAAUAGGAUUCCAGGUGCUGAAAGAAAGAGGUGCUCAGCUGGAAGAACUGAGUGGGUGAGACAAGGGUGGGAGGAUCCAAGAAAGCCGAAUAAAUAGCUUGGUGAAUGGGAGUAGGCGGUAACACCGAAGCUACAGAAACAAAAGCUCCUACCGAAAAAGGUCUCAAUCCUACCCGACCCUGAAAGUGAUUUGCUGAGA
Vombatus ursinus (common wombat) is the source of this 1550-nucleotide messenger RNA. Its product is annotated as N-acetyllactosaminide beta-1,6-N-acetylglucosaminyl-transferase-like. Gene Ontology annotation, biological process: transforming growth factor beta receptor signaling pathway. The transcript is spliced from 2 exons. NCBI's taxonomy places the organism in Eukaryota, Metazoa, Chordata, Mammalia, Diprotodontia, Vombatidae. Gene Ontology annotation, molecular function: acetylglucosaminyltransferase activity. Gene Ontology annotation, cellular component: membrane. The record is from RefSeq and is a predicted model, not a curated record. The coding region runs from base 450 to 1448 and encodes 332 amino acids.